This is a messenger RNA of Medicago truncatula (barrel medic), 1924 nucleotides long. RefSeq lists its product as uncharacterized. The transcript is spliced from 16 exons. The record is from RefSeq and is a predicted model, not a curated record. Bases 486 to 1685 code for a protein of 399 amino acids. NCBI's taxonomy places the organism in Eukaryota, Viridiplantae, Streptophyta, Magnoliopsida, Fabales, Fabaceae.
GUAGAAGAAGAAGGGAAACUCCUCCAAAACCCACCUAAAAACCAAACUCAACAAGAGCGUGACUCUCUUGUUCCAAACUCACAACACAAAGAUCUUGUUUCGUAGUGCUUCUCUAUAAAACCAAAACCCCAACUACACUGAAGGUUCCAUUCUUGAUUCUUCUGCCGGAAAAUUCAUCCUCCGUUCUUCACCUUCUUCCACGUUCCGCCUACAACAUCAUCACCCCUCAGCUGGGGUUUUCUUUUUCUCACUCAAAACUUUUUAUUUUUUAUUUUUUUUGUUGCUCAGAUCUUCAUCUCUUUUUCCGUUCUCAUAGAAACUGCCACAUGCUUUUGUAAUUGGGGAGCUACUAAUUUUAGGGGUUUUUCUUCUUUAAACAAGCAUAUUUGUUUCUUAUACGGAAGAUACCUUCUAGUUGAUGAAUGGUGAAGUGUGAAUUUUGCAUAUAGUUUUAUGAGCAUACAGCCAGGGAAGUUCCGAUAUAGAUGGGGACCGUUACUCGCAGUCCUAAUGGUAGAAAACCCAGUGAAAUUAUGAGGCUUAUUGUCACAACUUUUAUUGGAGUAGUUUUUGGUUUCUUUCUAGGAGUGUCGUUUCCAACAUUGUCAUUAACAAAGUUCAAUCUCCCAUCUGGCUUGCUUCCCUCGAUUGACCUCUCUUACAUUGAAGAAAGAUAUACAGGUCGUCGCGCUUGGUCUUUUAUAAACAAUAGUAACAGAAGAGCUUUGCCAAAUCGCUUAUCAAAUGACACAUCAAAGAUAUGGGUUCCAUCAAAUCCAAGAGGAGCAGAAAGUUUACCUCCCGGCAUUGUUGAAGCUGAGUCCGACUUUUACUUGCGUAGAUUGUGGGGCAAACCCAGUGAGGAUUUAACGUUCAAGCCAAAGUACCUUGUGACCUUCACUGUUGGCUAUGAAAUGAAAAAAAAUAUUGAUGCAGCCGUGAAAAAGUUUUCAGAGAACUUCACAAUCCUUCUAUUUCAUUAUGAUGGCCGAGCUAAUGAAUGGGAUGAGUUUGAAUGGUCAAAGAAGGCUAUUCAUGUGAGUGCUCGCAAACAGACUAAAUGGUGGUAUGCUAAGCGAUUUCUGCAUCCUGACAUUGUGGCACCAUAUGACUAUAUAUUUAUAUGGGAUGAAGACUUGGGCGUUGAGCAUUUUAAUGCCGAAGAGUACUUAAAACUGGUGAAGAAGCAUGGCCUGGAGAUUUCACAGCCUGGUUUAGAACCCAAUAAAGGGUUGACAUGGCAAAUGACAAAAAGAAGAGGAGAUAAAGAAGUUCACAAAGUGACGGAGGAGAAACCGGGAUGGUGUUCCGACCCCCAUUUACCUCCUUGUGCAGCGUUUGUUGAGAUUAUGGCUCCAGUAUUCUCGCGAGAAGCAUGGCGUUGUGUGUGGCAUAUGAUUCAGAAUGACUUGGUCCAUGGAUGGGGACUUGAUUUUGCCGUUAGAAGAUGUGUUGAGCCUGCACAUGAGAAGAUUGGAGUUGUCGAUGCUCAAUGGAUUGUUCACCAAGGUGUUCCCACACUAGGAAAUCAGGGUAAAACAGAAACCGGGAAAGCACCAUGGCAGGGGGUGAGGGAGAGAUGUAGGAAGGAGUGGACCAUGUUUCAGAGUCGGUUAGCGAAUGCAGAACAUGCAUAUUUCAAGUCCGGCGGUGGUAUUGAUAUGUCUAAUUCCACUGGUCAUUAGAGACAAAGCUCGAAGCUGACUUGUACACAGCUAUGGUCACCAUUAUGCGUAGACUCCCCUCCCCCCUUUUUUGGAAUAUAUUCUAAUGUAACAUUUUUUACAUGAAGUAGAGUCCUAGCUAGGGACCAAACUUAAAUCCAAUGUAGAACUUGAGAGCUGAUGUGUGAUAAAUAACUGAAGAAAAUUAAUACUGCGUUAUGUCUCAUAAAUUACAGUAGAGGUUGCUUAUUGGUUUGUAA